Molecule: messenger RNA, 2797 nt
Organism: Onychostruthus taczanowskii (white-rumped snowfinch)
Lineage: Eukaryota; Metazoa; Chordata; Aves; Passeriformes; Passeridae
Gene: EDN3
Product: endothelin 3
Exons: 5
Coding region: 300-731 (143 amino acids)
Biological process (GO): vein smooth muscle contraction; intracellular calcium ion homeostasis; regulation of vasoconstriction
Cellular component (GO): extracellular region
Molecular function (GO): endothelin B receptor binding; hormone activity
Source: RefSeq, a predicted model, not a curated record
GCUUGCUGAUCAGAUUUGGGGGUGGGGUGGGAGGUGUGUGUGGGAAAAGCCGAGAGAUGGAUCUUCCCUUCUUUUGACAACACUCUCCCCUUCAGGACUAAGUCUGCACUGGAGGAAAUUAACUGCGAGGGAGAAGCGCUAAUCACACCUCCGUGUGGGAGCCAACUCCCGGGAGCAGCGUGUGCCGCCAGCCCCAGGAUAUUCCCUGCCUCCAACCUGAAGUGAUCCCUCCUGGAACGGUUCAGUCGCGCCUGCAGUUCACCUUUGCCUGCAGUUAACCAGCGUGCAAUUUGGGUUUAAUGGAGCUGGGUUUAUUGUUCCUCUUUGGACUUACGAUUACGUCGACUGCAGGGGCGGCGGCGGCGGGCGGCAGGGCCAGGGCGGACGGCGGAGCGCUGCGGCACCGGGCCCGGCGCUGCACUUGCUACACCUACAAGGACAAGGAGUGCGUGUACUACUGCCACCUCGACAUCAUCUGGAUCAACACCCCCGAGAGGACUGUGCCAUAUGGACUGUCUAACUACAGAGGCAGCUUCAGAGGCAAAAGGUCCACAGGCCAGACUCAGAGUGCUCCCCAGUCCUCACUCCGAUGUUCCUGCUGGGAUGCUCACGACAAGCAGUGUUUGCAGUUUUGCAGAAGAAUGCAGGACAGAAGGAGAAAUCAGGGAUCAAUGAAGAAGACAGAGGAGAAAGACCAAUGCAGGGAAGAAGAACACAAUUUUGUUCAGUAGCACAGAGAGUCUGGAGGAUUCUGAACAAUCAGCUUUAACAUUUAUUUGCUGGAGCUCAGAAACAAGAACUUAAACUACAACUCUCCCUUGAGAUGGACAAACUUGAUGCUUCAGUGUGAUGCCAGUGAAGAAUUCAGCAGUAGGCAACACUUCCAUUUCAGCAGUGCCCCUCUGAGGGCAUGGGAACCUGGAUGAAGAAGCUUUUCUCCCCUCGAGAGAGCCUCAGAAAAGGAUAAUCUUUAUCAUGUAACCUGGCAGGGAAUGUAUCACUAUUGAGGAAAACUUCAAAGGCAGACCCAAACUUCAGCAAUGCAAAGCUUCAGGAAACGUUUUUCUCUGUGAUUUAAACAAGUACAAUAGACACUGUUCCACUCACUGCUUGCUCUGUGUCUGAAGAAUCCAUCCACAGCUCUGUGCAGGCAGCUGCAAGUGGAGAAUGUGGAGAGUUAGAGGGAGAUUGCCUCUACAUCAGUUCUCAUUAAGAAUAAACAGAUACAAAAUAUUUCUCUUGUUAAUGUAUGCAAGCCUGAAUCAUCACAUUGUAACUUUGUGGCAGAUGUUUAAAUGACAGUAUCUAUGCAGAAUAAAUAUGAAUGGCUAAUAUAAAUAUUAUUAUAAACUAUAGCAAGUUAAGAGUAUACAUUGAGUAUUCAAUAGAUUACCUAAUUUAGGCACAAGUUAUUCCUGCACUUGGAAGUUCCACUCAAACACACUUACAGUGAUUAUUUGGGGAUGCACUGUAGUUGGUGAACAGAACUUCAGUGAUUCAUCCCAAAGAAUUUUCCUACAGAUGCAAGGCUAGGACUGUGGAACUUGAUGCCAUCAGAGUAAUUUCUGUGCUGGCCAUUUGCUGUCCCAGGCCCCUACAGGUCACACCCACAGCACACCCUCUGGGCUUUGCCAGUGCUACAAAUCCCACCUUUAUCUCUCCAUUGAAACACCAGCACCAAAUAACCCAGAAACUUGGCAAUAAGGAUUAACUCCAACCCUGGACAUUUUUCAGUGUAAAUGAUUUCUUCAGAAAUUAUGGACUUCUUUUUGCUACAAGGAUGCAAGAGUAAGAAAAGGAAAAAGAGUAACUUUUGCAAAUCCUGUUCUAUAUUAUUUAAAAAGAGAGGAAAUCCCUUACUUGUGACAUUACAAUUUUUUUUGGGCUGUUUACUGAUCUUCAUGCAGACUUUCCCCAGGGCACACAGGUUAAACAAUAACCCCCUGUUGUUAAAUUAUAUUUUAGAAUAAGAAAGAUGGAGACCAAAAGAAAAGUGAAAAGAAAUCAACAGUAAAAAUAUCUAUAUAGGGCUUAAACCAGUGGUAAUGGUUUUUGUUCAAAACAAGAAAGGGAGGUCUUUGCCAAAACAUAUGAUAUAUUUUAUAUAUAUGUGGAUAUAUUUCAUAAAUAAAUUAUUACAGUUAUAAAAUUAAAUAUAUCUUUCAGUUAUUGCAUUUGUAUCAGUUUCUUACUUGCUGUGUAACUGAUUUUGUACAUUUAUAGAAAAUAGAUUAUUUAUUGUAUAAAACCACUACACAUACUAUUUUUUCAUACUUUUUUUUAAAAGACAUUGUAUAGUUUUGGGGUUUUUAAAAAAGAAUCAGGCUUUGUUAUGAAGAAUGCUUAGUGUUCCUAGUGCUCCGUUAUGACCAAAACCUGAAAAUUUCUUCCCCUGCUGAAUCCCUCCACACAGGUCCCACAGCUUGCUGCCUUUGAGAGGUUGAUAAUUCUCCUGACAGUCUGGGAGUUGAGUAGGAAAACAGGAGAACAAAUUCUGUGCCAGUAAUUAUGCAUAAAAAGUGAAGUUUCAAUUUUGUGUCCCUUUUGCUAUAAAUGUAACCCUCAUCUGUCCCCUAACCCUGGGACAAACAAGGCGAAAGUUAUUUGUCCUGAGGGUUCUUUUUGUGGACAAUGUCCACGGAGUUCAGCUCCAGCCCCAAGCACAUCCCAGUGCUGAACAAGCCUCCAGAUUCUCCUCAGCUCAGCUUUUACAUGACCUGCUCAGCCUGUGUUUGGAAUUCUCCUGUCUUCCCCCAUGUGAAUUCAAUUUAAAUGCUGCAUUUGAAGAUGGAUUCAC